CGCCACGGCCGGGUACGGCGGGGCCGACGCGAUGCGGCAGCUGUGCCGCGGCCGCGUGCUGGGCAUCUCGGUGGCCAUCGCGCACGGGGUCUUCUCCGGCUCCCUCAACAUCCUGCUCAAGUUCCUCAUCAGCCGCUACCAGUUCACCUUCCUGACCCUGGUGCAGUGCCUGACCAGCUCCACCGCCGCGCUGAGCCUGGAGCUGCUGCGGCGCCUCGGGCUCGUCGCCGUGCCCCCCUUCAGCCUGAGCCUGGCGCGCUCCUUCGCGGGGGUCGCGGUGCUGUCCACGCUGCAGUCCAGCCUCACGCUCUGGUCCCUGCGCGGCCUCAGCCUGCCUAUGUACGUGGUCUUCAAGCGUUGCCUGCCCCUGGUCACCAUGCUCAUCGGCGUCCUGGUACUCAAGAACGGCGCGCCCUCGCCAGGGGUGCUCGCGGCCGUGCUCAUCACCACCUGCGGCGCCGCCCUGGCAGGAGCCGGCGACCUGACUGGCGACCCCCUCGGGUACGUCACGGGCGUGCUGGCAGUGCUGGUGCACGCCGCCUACCUGGUGCUCAUCCAGAAGGCGAGUGCAGACACGGAGCACGGGCCACUCACCGCGCAGUAUGUCAUUGCUGUUUCUGCCACCCCGCUGCUGGUUAUCUGCUCCUUCGCCAGCACGGACUCCAUCCACGCCUGGACCUUCCCGGGCUGGAAGGACCCGGCCAUGGUCUGCAUUUUUGUGGCCUGCAUCCUAAUCGGCUGCGCCAUGAACUUCACCACCCUGCACUGCACCUACAUUAACUCGGCGGUGACCACCAGCUUCGUGGGUGUGGUGAAGAGCAUCGCCACCAUCACGGUGGGCAUGGUGGCCUUCAGUGACGUGGAGCCCACAUCUCUGUUCAUUGCUGGCGUCGUGGUGAACACCUUGGGCUCCAUCAUUUACUGUGUGGCAAAAUUUGUGGAGACCAGAAGGCAAAGCAACUAUGAGGACCUGGAGUCGAAGCCCCCAGGAGAGGAAGGGAAACCAAGUGGAGACCAGCUGCCUUUCGUGAUGGAGGAGCUGCCCAGGGAGGAUGGAAAUGGUGGGUCAGAGGGUGGGGAGGGAGCAGGUGGCUCCACUCAGCAGAGUGGGCCAGAGGUGAGAGGCAGCCCCCGAGGGGUCCCACUGGCAGCUAGGAGCUCACCCCUAUCAGUCAGCUCCGAAGAAGCCAGUAGGAGGUCCUUAAAGGAUGCAUACUUGGAAGUGUGGCGAUUAGUUAGGGGUACCAAGUAUAUGAAAAAGGAUUAUUUGAUAGAAAAUGAAGAGUUGCCUAGUCCAUGA
Messenger RNA from Octodon degus (degu), 1300 nucleotides. It is a transcript of the gene Slc35d3, whose product is annotated as solute carrier family 35 member D3. Gene Ontology annotation, molecular function: antiporter activity. The record is from RefSeq and is a predicted model, not a curated record. Lineage: Eukaryota; Metazoa; Chordata; Mammalia; Rodentia; Octodontidae. Bases 32 to 1300 code for a protein of 422 amino acids. Gene Ontology annotation, cellular component: Golgi apparatus. The transcript has 2 exons.